Molecule: messenger RNA, 4120 nt
Organism: Anopheles coustani
Lineage: Eukaryota; Metazoa; Arthropoda; Insecta; Diptera; Culicidae
Gene: side
Product: hemicentin-2
Exons: 15
Coding region: 1-2769 (922 amino acids)
Molecular function (GO): protein binding
Source: RefSeq, a predicted model, not a curated record
AUGGCGCAAUCCGAUCAGGAUGCAGCCACGGGAGGUUCGUUAAGAUCCGACCCAUCGCGGGCGACGAUGUAUCGAUGUCACAAGCGGCUCGAUUUACAGCAGCAGCACCACAAAUGCUUAAGCUACCGAAGAACGUUGGGGCCGGUGGGGCCGGUGGGCCGGCGGCGACGAAGCGUGCUGUCUUCCAGUGUCGAGCCAACCAGCCGGAGCAGCUCCGGACGGAAUGUCCUUGCUACGAUCGGCCCGCUUCCGCGACGACCCGUCACCCAGCAGCUGCUCUGGACCGUCGUUUUCUUCCUCUGCGCUGGACUGUGCACCAAAACCGGAUGUGACGAUACGGAGCAGUUCCAGAAAAACAGAAAAUUUUCACCAACAACCGCAACGGUCGAUACCAUUCCAGCGCGCAACGUGUGGGCAGCGAUUGAUCACGAUGCGGAGCUGCCGUGCAACAUCACGGCACCGUCGGCGCAGGAUGCCGUCAAGCUGGUCCUCUGGUUUAAGGAUUCCACCGGCAUCCCGCUGUACAGCUUGGACUCCCGCAGCGGCGUCCCGAUUACCGCCGCCCAGCACUCGACCAUCGCCAACGAUCUCGGCCAGCGGUUGUUUUUCUCCGUCGGCGCGACGCCCAGCGAAGCCCGCCUGCAGAUUCGCAACAUCAAACCGUCCGACGGUGGCGUCUACCGGUGCCGGGUGGACUAUUUCGAUUCGCCCACGCGCAACUACCGAGUCAAUUUGACGCUAGCCGUUCCACCGGAGGAGCCAAGGAUAUUCGACACACAGGGCAAGGAGAUUUCUACCGUUGCCGGACCGUUUCGAGAGGGACAUGAGCUUUUCUUAUCGUGCCAGGUAUCCGGAGGUCGUCCCCCGCCGAGGGUAACGUGGUGGCGCGAUGGCGUGGAGAUCUCCAACACCAGUCACCCAUCCGCCGUCGAAGGCACCUCGGCCAUGGUUAAUCAACUAUUUAUCCACACCGUCACGAGGGACUACUUCGGCUCGAAGCUGCAGUGCCGCGCCGCGGGUUCCAAGCUGAUCCCGGCGGUAUCGAAAGAAGUUGCCAUCCAGGUUCACCUGAAACCGUUGCGCGUGAAAAUCGUAACGCCAAACGAACUGCUGACGGCUGGCCGGCCGGUUCCGAUGCGAUGCGAGGCGUGGGGUUCCUAUCCGGCGGCGAAAAUCGUCUGGCUGCUCGACGGCGAGCCGCUCCGCAGUGCCGACAUCACGACCCACACGGACAGCAACGACGGCAAUCUGACCUCGAGCAUACUGAACCUCCGCGUGACGGCCGGCAACGACGGGGCGGAGCUGACGUGCCGGGCAUCGAACGCGUGGUUUUCCGGCGGUGGCAUCGACGACAAGCGCAUCAUAAGCGUCGCAUAUGAACCCGUCGUGUCGGUGCAUCUGGCCAACGAGGACCCGAGCCGAGUGAUAACGCGCUCCGAGGGAGAAAACGUGACGCUGAAAUGCCGAGCGGACGCGAGACCACCGGUGACUUCCUUUUCCUGGUACAAAAACAACAUGAGGAUGUCCGGUGAAAAUGGGGAAACCUUGUACUUGACUCAGCUGGAGCGGGAAAGUGCCGGCUCGUAUGCCUGUGCCGCAUCCAACACGGAAGGGGAAACACGCAGCUCAUCGUUGACGCUCAAGAUACAGUUUGCACCCCGCUGCAAACCGGGCACCGAGCAAACGUCGGUGGGAUCGCUGAACAUGCACUCGCUGCACGUCAAGUGCGAGGUGGAAGCGGAUCCACCGGACGGCGUACGCUUCAGCUGGACGUACAACAACACGCGAAAUGUGUCACCGGUGCUGAACUCGCGCAUCAGCUCCCACGGCCUCGUUAGCACCAUGACCCACCUGCCCCAGUCGGACUCGGAGCUGGUGACACUGGCCUGCUGGGCGAUCAACAAUGUCGGCCGCCAGACGGUGCCCUGUCUGAUACAUAUUUUACCCGCAAAGAUUCCGGAUACGCCUCGGAACUGCGAGCUGCACAACGACACCGUGCCGGAGGUGGUGUGCCAGGCGGGCAGCGACGGUGGCCUAAUGCAGUCGUUUCUGCUCGAGGUCGUCGGUGGCUCGGCCCCGCUGGCCUACAAUCUGGACUUCACCCGGGGCCCACCGACGGAGAUCGAUAAUGAAAUUUCCACCAUGAACGAUCAGGCCACAUUAGCGCCAUUAUUCCGAAUCCAGGAGCAGAUACCACAGUUUAAAUUGCACAGCUUAGAACCGGGACGUGACUAUCAGCUGCUGGUGUACGCCGUCAACGCAAAGGGCAAGAGUGAUCCACCGUUCGUUAUCGAUAAGGUGCGCGUCGGUUCGGCGCUCGUACCACCGUACGUGGACGAAACCAUCAUCUCGGAGGACCCGACGCCGGCGGAAACGUCCCACCAGGACAAGCAGAAGCAGCAGUCGCAGAUGGUCAUGUUUGCCGCAGUAGCGGCCGCCGUAGGUGUCAUCAUAACCUCAAUUAUCGUCGCCGGCUUCGUGGCGAUAUGCCGGCUGAAACGACCGAAGCCACCCGAGCCGCAGGAAGUCCGGAAGCGAAUGCGACCUGCCAGAACCGAUGUGCCAUCGAUGUACGCCGAGGACGAUGUAUUCGAUGAUGAGUAUCAGCGCCAGCUGGAUGUACGCUGCAGCCGUGCCUCGUCCACCAUUAGGAGUAGUCGUUACGUAUCGGAAGGAUUUGUACAGUAUUCACAACCUAGUCUUAACGAUCCCGACCUGAUACUGCCCCGCGGCGGAGACAUCGAGUUCACCACCCUAUCAGCGGCUUAACAGCGACUUUCGGUCCCGCAGACGGCGAUGGUAGACGGCGGGACACCAAGGAACGAACCGGCGGCGGCCACCGGCAUCAUGCUAGCGCCCGAGCCCGGCAUAAUUCCAGCGCAUAUACAUACUGGUACAUAGUCGAAUAGUGAAAAUAAAUCUUAAGCGAUGCCAUAGGGCAGUGCGGGCGUACUUUUUAAAAAGGGAUACUCAAUCCGUUGCCCCCAACCGGAUACUGGACCGGUGUGGAGUUGGUGGGCUCCGAGGGCAGAUAGGCCGUAAAACAUACAAAUCAAAAGUAGUUAAAGCAUACCAAAUUAAUUAUCAAGUCAGAAAGCGCGUUGCGACUGUUGGGAGAGUUGGGUUGAGACGAGCGGUAAUGUUUUUAGCGUUAUCCGGGUUGGGAUGGGAAACCACCCGCCCCGGGUUUGGUGCAAUUUCAAGUGAUUGUGCGAACGAUCACGAUUCCAUUGUACACUACAAGCAGAGUUUAUUAGCCAGAGGCAAAAUGGGUUAGGAAACGAAAGAGAAUGUUUUAUUUUAUCUAACGUACUAACGUAAUCUCAUCAAGAUGACCUGGAAUUAAAACACAUACAUACACAUUAAUAAACACUCGUCCAAGAGUGUUUGUCCGUUAUUGUGUUUAAGGUAAUUGUAAAAAGUUCAAAGUUUAGAGCUAGUGAAUAAAAUAAUCUAAUUACCAUUUAAAAACAACAUGAAAACAAAAAAUCAAACAAACAAAGAAGAAGUGGAUACAAACGUAAGCAAGCAUAGCAAGCAUGAAAGAACGGGCGGACUAGCCAUCCGCCCGGCCAGAAUAGGAAUUUAUAGGUGUACGAAAAGCGCUCACGAUGCCGUCGAAUUUGAAUGUAACAAGGCGACAGGAUUUGUGUACAAGCUCAUUUUGAGAAAAUCAACUAUCGCUCCCCAAGUGUUUAAUGCAUGCAUCGAAGGGUUGCAAAAUUUUAAUUUUAAAACAAAACCAAACCGCUGACACGGAUAAUUUCACGCUGCGUGCAACGUCGCUAGGAGCUCACACCUUCUCGCACGUGAGCGACGGUGGAAAGAUAGUUUUUCUAGAAAAAUAAACUUUUGUGGAGUCGAAAUGUGCAAAAAAGAACAAACAAGCAGCCCACUGACACGUACGCAUCUGUCAGUACAAUAAUCUACCAAACUAAAACGUUUAGCAAAAUGCAACAAAACAGAAGGGUGUAAAGCCGAGCAGGAGAGGAUCAGAGACAAAAACCAACCAGGAAAAAAACAAAGUGAAAAACAAAAUCCAUUACAAAACGACACUCGACUUCUCGAUGGAACAAAACGAACUAACAAUCAAACGAAUAAAGGAAAACCAAAACAGAAA